Molecule: messenger RNA, 617 nt
Organism: Drosophila subpulchrella
Lineage: Eukaryota; Metazoa; Arthropoda; Insecta; Diptera; Drosophilidae
Exons: 2
Coding region: 70-594 (174 amino acids)
Biological process (GO): protein import into mitochondrial matrix; protein stabilization; protein folding
Cellular component (GO): mitochondrion
Molecular function (GO): zinc ion binding; protein-folding chaperone binding
Source: RefSeq, a predicted model, not a curated record
AAGCCCAACUGCAUUUCACACGGCUGAUCAGAAUUAAAUAAUAUCAAUAAAAUCAAUAAAAUAGAGAAAAUGUGCGCCCUAAGACAAGCGUACAAAAUCAGCGUAGGCGUAGCAAGGCGCACACUAUAUACAAGAAGUCGAACAAUACAAACCGAUGCCUUAAAGCAUCCAAAUUUCCAGUUGCAAGUGCAACAAUUUACAACCAAAACACAAACAGCUGUUUUAAGGAACAACAACAACUACACGUGCAUUUGCCGCAGCCUACACUGCACCAAACCGGUGGAAGAUGCGGACAAGACGGUGGCCACCAAUAGCGUUCCCCUGGCGAAACUGGAGUCCAAGAUGCAGCUGAUCUACACCUGCAAGGUGUGCCAGACGCGGAACAUGAAGACCAUUUCGAAGGUGGCCUACCAGCGCGGCGUCGUCAUCGUGACCUGCGAGGGCUGCUCCAAUCACCACCUGAUCGCCGACAAUCUCAACUGGUUCACGGACCUGGAGGGCAAGCGCAACAUCGAGGAGAUCCUGGCGGAGAAGGGCGAGAAGGUGGUCCGCCUGACCGAUGGCAACUGCGAGUUUUUGCCCAAAAACGAUUAAAAGCUUGGGGCGGAUUAACUGAA